GCUGGUGCAGAUACAACCACUACGCAGCAAUGUCCCGCGCCCCGGAGUGGAAGCAGAAAGAGCCUAAUCCAAGAGGUCUUGAGGCUCGCAGGGAUGCCAGGGACAGCAGAGGCAGCAACUGCAGCGGCCCCUCCGGCUACCUGGAACCUGGGGCCUCCAGCUCCCGUGAACCACCUCUGUGCUUUAAAUUGAACAACAAUGUGAUCGGUGCUGUGAUUGGUCGUGGUGGAUCGAAAAUCAAGGACAUCCAAGGUACAACAAACACUAGAAUUCACAUAAUAAACAGUGAUAGUGAAGCAGAGGUAAAAAUUUUUGGUAGCCACACCAUGAAAGUGAAGGCCAAAGCAAUUAUAGAAACUAUUGCUAAAAAACAAGAAGAAAGUUACCAUUCAGAAUGCAGGGUUAAUACUGCUGCUACCCAAUCUUCUGUUGGAAGAGAUUUAAGCACAGGUAAUGUCAGCAGAGAAGGUCGGCCAUUAAUAGAUUGGGAUCAAAUUCGGACACAGGCUGCUGAAUGGGAAAACAGGAAAUGGGCAGAUUUACCACCAAUUAAGAAAAAUUUUUACAUACAAUCCAUACCAACAAGUUCAAUGCCUCGAUUGCAAGUAGACAACUGGAGACGGGACAAUUUCAAUGUCAUGUGUGAUGACCUGAAAGACGGUGAAAAACGUCCUAUUCCCAAUCCAGCCUGUACAUUCGAAGAUGCAUUUAGAAGUUAUCCUGAAAUUAUGGCCAGCAUUAAAAAAGCAGGUUUUCUAAAACCAACACCAAUUCAAGCGCAGGCAUGGCCAAUUGUUCUACAAGGAAUAGAUCUUAUAGGAGUUGCCCAAACUGGAACAGGGAAAACAUUGUCCUAUUUAAUGCCUGGGUUUAUUCAUCUCAGUUUUCAACCAUUAACUAGAAACAAACGGAAGGGACCCGGCAUGCUAGUCCUUACACCGACUAGAGAAUUAGCUCUUCAAGUGGAAGCUGAAUGUUGUAAGUAUUCAUAUAAAGGUCUUAAAAGCAUUUGUAUUUAUGGUGGUGGAAAUAGAGAAGCACAGAUACAUGACAUCGCCAAAGGUGUAGACAUCAUUAUUGCAACUCCUGGCCGACUAAAUGAUCUGCAAAUGAAUAACUUUGUCAAUCUAAGAAGCAUAACCUAUUUGGUGUUAGACGAGGCAGAUAAAAUGCUUGACCUGGGGUUUGAACAUCAGAUAAUGAAGAUUUUAUUAGACGUGCGCCCAGAUAGGCAGACCAUUAUGACCAGCGCAACUUGGCCAGACAGUGUUCGCCGAGUAGCACAAUCUUAUUUGAAAGAUCCUAUGAUUGUGUAUGUAGGUACUCUGGAUCUACUUGCAGUAAAUACAGUGAAGCAAAAUAUAAUCGUUACUACAGAAGAAAAGAAACGAUCUCUUCUCCAAGAGUUUCUGGAAAGUUUGUCACCCAAAGACAAAGUGAUCGUGUUUGUCAGCCGAAAACUUAUUGCUGAUGACUUGUCAAGUGAUUUAAGCAUCCAGGGUAUACCUGUACAAUCUCUGCACGGCAAUGGAGAACAGAGCGAUCGUGAGCAAGCAUUAGAUGAUUUUAAAAGGGAAAAAGUAAAAAUACUGAUUGCUACUGACUUAGCAUCCCGGGGCCUUGAUGUUCAGGAUAUCACACAUGUAUAUAAUUAUGAUUUUCCCCAGAAUAUCGAAGAAUAUGUCCACAGAGUGGGGCGCACUGGGAGAGCAGGAAAGAGUGGCACAUCAGUUACCCUUAUCACUCAAGAUGACUGGAAGAUCGCCAAUGAAUUGAUUAAAAUUCUGAAAAGAGCAAAUCAGUUUGUCCCAGACGAGCUUGUGACAAUGGCUGAGAGAUACAAGGCAUAUAAACAGCAGAAGGAAACAGGAAAAAAAUCAAGAAAAUCUCGAGGAAAAACUAAGUGUUAUUGGUAACUACACUGAAAAGUUGUAUCAGGCUACUAAAAGGCUCAAGAUAUGUUAAAAAUAAUGCAGUAUUUAAGAUACAUACCCAAGUACUAGAAACAUACUGGUAAUGUGACCAAUUCUUAAAAUAAUACUGCUAAGCAUUUGAUGUUGUAUAGUUCCUCAAUAAAGUUACAAGUGUUUUACUUAAAUGUUGUGUUGUUCCAAGUCUAGUUUCAUUUAUAAGGCUGCCAUGUCCAUCAAUGUCUUCUCUAAAACACUUAGUAGAAGACAGUGAUGCUGCUUUUCUUGCUUAAAAAUGGUUGUACUGAAUAG
This is a messenger RNA of Loxodonta africana (African savanna elephant), 2222 nucleotides long. RefSeq names its product DEAD-box helicase 53 (gene DDX53). The record is from RefSeq and is a predicted model, not a curated record. The transcript has a single exon. Gene Ontology annotation, molecular function: ATP binding; RNA binding; RNA helicase activity. NCBI's taxonomy places the organism in Eukaryota, Metazoa, Chordata, Mammalia, Proboscidea, Elephantidae. Bases 30 to 1916 code for a protein of 628 amino acids.